GCCCGUCUGGCGUCGCGCGCGCCCCCGUGACACUCACCUGGCGGCGCUCAGAAUCAACCUUAACAUUGGUUUUGGACAAGCGCUGUUUCUGUCUUGUGGAGCGUGGCUGUGUAGUAAAGGGUACCGACACAUCGAUGUACACAGUGUGUCUUUACCUUUGGCAGGCAUUAACGAAGCCACAACAAGAACGGUGUUUCCUCUUCAAUCAAGUCACAUUCAGCCUGCUCCAUUUUCUUGCUGUACUCUUCCUAUUGAUUGGGAUGAAGUAUGCUGUCCCAGGAGGAACAGUGACUGUAGCCUAAUACUCUGACAGAAAAAGACAUGAAAGAGAAUUAGAUAACUUGGCCUUGGGUUUUUUUGGGGGGGCUUUCCUUAUGGGUAGAUUUUUACCCCUUGCUCAACAGAAGCUGCGCUCCGUUAAUCCAGGCACUUUUCCUCCCUGAAGGUCUGGCUGAAUGGAUAGAAUGAAAAUAAUUAAGCGGCGGCUGUCCAUGUCCUUGCGCAGUGCCCGGCCAGUUGACGACUCGUUGUCUGAGCUAGCUGAACAGAUUGCUCUAGAUGAGCCAAGUACCUCCCGGGAUAAUGAGCCAAUGGUUCAGCCACCACGUCCUGGAGCUUCUCACAGUGCUCCCUCCUUCUUGCGCCAGUAUGCUGGCUCCCUGGGGCGGGCUGCUCUCCGCAGGGACCCUGGAUCAGGCAGAAUUGGGGAGCGCCCCUACCUCUCACUGGAAAGGACAAGCUCUCUGGGUAUUGUCCAUGAGAAUGUGAAAAUGGGCUCUGAUGGGGAGAGUGAUCAAGCAUCUGGGACAUCGUCUGAUGAAGUCCAGUCACCAGUCAGAGUUCGCAUGAGGAACCACUGUCACAGACGCAUCUCUACAGAGGACAUCAACAAGCGCCUGUCUUUGCCUGCAGAUAUCCGCCUUCCAGAAAGCUACCUCGAAAAGUUUGCAAUGAACAGUCCUCCUUUUGACAAGCCAAUGAGCCGAAGAUUACGACGUGCUUCCUUGUCCGAGAUUGGCUUUGGAAAGCUGGAGACAUAUAUCAAACUGGACAAGCUGGGAGAGGGAACCUACGCUACUGUAUUUAAAGGGAGGAGCAAGCUCACUGACAAUCUUGUGGCGCUAAAGGAGAUUCGACUAGAGCAUGAGGAAGGUGCUCCUUGUACAGCCAUUCGAGAGGUGUCACUACUUAAAGACCUAAAGCAUGCAAACAUUGUGACCUUGCAUGACAUUAUUCACACAGACAAGUCUCUAACUCUUGUUUUUGAGUAUCUGGACAAGGAUUUGAAGCAGUACAUGGAUGACUGUGGAAACAUCAUGAGUGUCUACAACGUUAAGCUAUUCCUGUUCCAAUUGCUUCGUGGCUUAUCUUAUUGUCAUAGGAGAAAAGUUUUGCAUCGUGACCUUAAGCCACAGAACCUUCUGAUCAACGAGAAAGGGGAACUGAAACUGGCAGAUUUUGGUCUAGCUCGGGCCAAGUCUGUUCCCACUAAGACAUAUUCCAAUGAAGUGGUGACUUUGUGGUACCGGCCCCCAGAUGUCCUGUUGGGAUCCACAGAGUACUCAACACCUAUUGACAUGUGGGGAGUGGGCUGCAUCUUCUACGAAAUGAUGACUGGACGACCAUUGUUUCCUGGUUCCACAGUUGAAGACCAACUUCAUCUGAUUUUCCGAAUACUAGGCACACCUUCAGAAGAAACGUGGCCGGGGAUCACCACCAGUGAGGAAUUCAAGUCAUACAAUUUCCCACAUUACAAGGCAGAACCACUUGUAAACCAUGCACCAAGGAUUGAUAGUGAUGGCCUAGAUUUGUUGUCAAAGCUUCUUCAGUUUGAUGCCAAAAAGCGCAUCUCUGCUGAAGAGGCUCUUCAUCAUGCAUAUUUUAAAACUUUGGGGGAUCAGGUCCAGACAUUACCAGACACUGCAUCUAUCUUCUGUGUGAGAGAUAUUCAGCUCCAGAAAGACCCUGGAAAGCGAUCAUCUGGGUACACAGACAUAGUAUCCCAUAAGCUAGGCUCUGCCCCUUCUGAAGUUAUCCAGAAAGAUGGAGCGAAGAUCCAGACACAGUCUCACGUUCUUACCUCGCCAUCCACUGGUUGAGUUGUCUCCACUCUGGCCAAGGAAAGAUGCGCAGGCAGAGCAUGUUAUUUUAACACUUUGGCUAAGCUUCCAGUGUGGGAAGAAAGUCUCGUAACCAUAAGAAGAAGAGAAGAAGACAGCUCAGGAGUUUCUGCUGACCUCAGUCAGUAAACAGUUGGACUCUCUUUACUCAGUGUUUUUGUUUUUGUGUUUUUGGAGUGCCUUCCAUGUUUACACAGAAGCUACUGGAAGCCCCUGGGCUCUUUUAAAAUGGACAUUUUUCUUCACCGCCUCUGUUAACAGGUGCUGGACCCUUUCAUUUUUUUGGUACUUUUACUCCAUUCAUGGGAUGGAUCCUAUCAAGGUAGAAGAUUACCAUUUGUCUAGAGGAUGAACUCUUUCUGUGAUUCGCUUUGAGUCAGAAAGGGUAGAUUCCGUGUGCUUUGUUCAAAUGGAAGGUUUCACUGAGGGUCUCCUGGCACUCCUAGUAAGACCCUAUACUCAAUGCAAAUACUAGUAAAUCCAUGGGUGAGCUCUGCAAACCAGAAACUUAGAAGGGCUUUAAAGGGAAUAGGUAGGUUUUAUGUGAGCAUGGCCAAAUUUCAGGUUUAUAAGGCCUAAUUGUAGUCGUUUUCUUUUCAGCCACAGGAUAGCUCUAACAGAGUUUCUGAGGUUAUUUUUAUUAGUUACAACUGUUCUCCAAUUUAAAACUAUUAUAUCAAACCUGUUCCUGCAGUUGAAAAUCAACAAAUUCUAUCAUGGACUCUACCUGAUUUGGUAAGGAUUACGAGUAUCAUUUCAUAAUCCUGUUCAGUGACAUUUUCACGGAAAACACAUUCACCAAAUGGAGACCGACUUGAAGUUGCUUUUGAAAUCACCGCCAGAUAGUUAUUUGACCAUAUUUAUUUUUCAUCCGAAGACUUUGAUAUUUGAAAUUAAAGUUAAAAACAAAAACAUCAUUAAUAAAAUUGUUUACAAAGAUGAAAAUC
Erpetoichthys calabaricus (reedfish) is the source of this 3067-nucleotide messenger RNA. Its product is annotated as cyclin-dependent kinase 17-like. NCBI's taxonomy places the organism in Eukaryota, Metazoa, Chordata, Cladistia, Polypteriformes, Polypteridae. Gene Ontology annotation, biological process: exocytosis; protein phosphorylation; neuron projection development. The record is from RefSeq and is a predicted model, not a curated record. Gene Ontology annotation, cellular component: cytoplasm; synaptic vesicle; nucleus. Gene Ontology annotation, molecular function: ATP binding; protein kinase activity. The transcript has 19 exons. The coding region runs from base 456 to 2099 and encodes 547 amino acids.